AUGCAACCCUCACCACCCUUACAAGACGGCAGGGGCGUUGCGCGCCUGUGCCCCGGUGCCUGGAGGCUGGCUGCUGGAGCUCUGCGUCUCUUGCAGGACUUCGAAACGGCGGUGCGGGAGAACGUCACCAUCGACGGGCAGCCCUGGGAGGAGGCCGCGGAGGGCUCCGAGCUGCAGAGCGGUUCCAGCAUUAAAAUUCUAGAAGAUCAAUUUGAUGAACUAAUAGUAGAGACAGCAACAAAGCGUAAGCAGUGGCCUAAAAAGAUACUGAUGCAUGCUAUCCAAACCAUGAAAGCAGAGCAAGAGAUGUUGAAGCUCUACCAGCCUGUCGUGACACCAGAAGAGAUAAGAUCGCAGCCUUCUCGAGAUGCUUACAUCGCAGAUCUGAAGCAGGUGGCAGAAAUGACAUCCAAACAGAUCAGUGGAGCAAUGAAGUCUCUCCCAGCGCUGAUAGAAAGAGCAGAAGGUUUUUCCCAAGCGUUGACUUUGCAGCCAGUCUUGGAACUCUGCAAGCUGCGGCAAGAAGUCUUUGCCGAUUGCAAGGUGAAGGAGGAAAAUAGUGUCCAACAUUUUGUAUCACCAGGAGAAGUCACGCCAACAGACGCCGAUACCGGUAAAAAUCCUUGUGUUUUGCUGAAAAGAAAAAAACCUGCAGAUUCACCAGAAAGAAGACGUUACCCGCUUCGACGGAGGAAAAUUACUCUCAGUGCAUGA
This is a messenger RNA of Opisthocomus hoazin, 714 nucleotides long. The record is from RefSeq and is a predicted model, not a curated record. Lineage: Eukaryota; Metazoa; Chordata; Aves; Opisthocomiformes; Opisthocomidae.